This is a messenger RNA of Symbiodinium sp. CCMP2592, 519 nucleotides long. NCBI's taxonomy places the organism in Eukaryota, Dinophyceae, Suessiales, Symbiodiniaceae. The record is from the annotation of a GenBank genome assembly.
AUGGCCGCGACCUGGGACGAGGAGCAGUUGGGCACAGUGACUUUCAUCCCCACCCUGGAGAUUUCAUCGGAGGAGAGGCGAAUCUUCAGUGCAUUUACCAUUCUGGACAGCAGCCUGCGGCGGGUGGCACACUAUGUAGGUGACACGCUGGAGUUUCCGCAUGAUGACGACGUCUACGAAUGCGAGAUUUGGCAUGCCCCGUUCCUGUUUCCGGCCACGAUGGAGCAGGUGCUCUGCUCCAUGCGUGAUUCCCGCUGGGAAUACUCUGCUGCAGUGAUGGCAUGGUGUCGCUUUGCAUGCAGCUGCACAGAGUCUGCCAGCAUCGUUCCUUCCACCAUUUGGAGGGAGCCAAAGAUCUGCACCAGUUUCGUCGUGGAGUGCUGGCAGCGCGCAAUGAUCGCGUCUGGUGAAGAGGAGCUUCAGCUAGAGGCUCUUCUUUGCCUGAAACCGGCAUGCUUGCCGGGGGUGCUGCGAAGCACCGUGAUCAGGUGUGGCUUCGCGAUCGAAAAGCACGUCUGA